Molecule: messenger RNA, 765 nt
Organism: Cladocopium goreaui
Lineage: Eukaryota; Dinophyceae; Suessiales; Symbiodiniaceae
Source: the annotation of a GenBank genome assembly
AUGGAGGUUUUGGCGCGAAGACUCAACUGCGUCCAGUGUUUUUGCCCGCCGCGGCCUGAGCAGGAUGGGCAUGAGGUGAAAGCCACCUCGGUGGUCUCGGAGACGGCCCUUCAAACCUGGAAAGACAGGUGGCUCCAGGCCAAACGUCAUGCCCAGGGUGUGGCGGAGGUCUCCUGCAUCGUGCUGUCGGCAGCUGAUGCAUUACGACAACUACCAUUUCAUUUGUGGACCUGGCAGUUCACGACUUCGGUCGCCAAGAUGGCCGGUCGGCUGAUGUACAUCCACAUGCUGCCGUCUUGUCAGUUCAUUGCAACCAUCUUCCUGGCACUCAAUUGGGUGUGCAAUGGCUUUCAGAUCCAGAUGUGUGGCUCUGACACCAGGUCUCCCCUUCUCUGUGGCGCUGCUGGAGCGUGGAAUCCAGCAUGGCCUGCAAUUCCCAUUACCGUCUUCAUCGUGGCCUGUAGCAUCUCGAUGGUCUUCGUGGUCUAUCUGCAACCGUUGGAACGAGGCCAUUUCCGUAGCUCAAUUUGGACGUCGGAGGCUGGAGGGCUCCCACUUACCUGUGGCUCGUCUUUCUGGACACUUUCAGGCUUGGUUUUGUGGGACUGUCUGCUCUUCGCCGGCAUUCUGGUGCUGCCCUAUGGCAUUAUGGUAGAGAUUCUGGCCUUCUGGAACGUGGCUUUCAGGGGCAAUCGCUUUGAAUACGUCACGGCCACGAAGGCCCUGGCUACAGAGAUGCAAAACAGGCCUUUGUUGACCACUUGA